Hipposideros armiger (great roundleaf bat) is the source of this 471-nucleotide messenger RNA. Its product is annotated as BICD family-like cargo adapter 1. The transcript has 4 exons. NCBI's taxonomy places the organism in Eukaryota, Metazoa, Chordata, Mammalia, Chiroptera, Hipposideridae. The record is from RefSeq and is a predicted model, not a curated record. Gene Ontology annotation, biological process: Golgi to secretory granule transport; vesicle transport along microtubule. The coding region runs from base 81 to 446 and encodes 121 amino acids.
AGAUGUCGAGGAUGUGGCAGAAAACAAGACCAACAAAAGUCCUUGCCCUCAUGGAGUCCACAUUCUAGUAGAGGAAAGAGAUGAGCCCAGGAUCCCAAGUGAUUGGAGCACUGGGGGACACCCAGACAGAGCCCUCGCUGGAUCAAGUGCUCCAGGAGCGGGAUGAAGCUAUUGCUAAGAAGCGGGCAGUGGAGGCUGAGCUGGAAACAUGCAAAGCCAAGUUACGAGCUGUGGAGGCCCAGCUGCUGGAGGUCCUGGAGGAGAAACUGAGACUGAAGAAGGAGGUGGAGGCCUGGGAGGAGGACAUGCAGCAGCUUGUGUGGCAGCGGGUCGAGAGUCAGCUGCAGAGAGAGUCCAGGAGCACUUUGGGAGCCCCCAUGGAACCUGGAGCUGCCAGGGCCCCCUGGGUCCGAUUCCCCCUGGGUCGAUGGGGGCGUUGGCGGUGAGACAGCUCAACCCAGGACCUUGAGA